CAGCCAAACAGGGAGGAAACCAUUCCAACAGCGAGCAUCAUCUACCCACAGUCCCACUCUCCGCUCAAUGUUCCUGAACAAAUGAAGCUUCAGCAGUGCUGUCUUCAUCUGCGCAGGAUUCAAGGACGAGCGCGGUUACAGUAAGAUGAUGCAGCAGGUGUGGGCGAGAUCUGCCGAGGCGAGUGGGCCUUAGUGUGUAUGACAUGGUGUGGGAGAUGAGGACCGUUCUUCCGGUGAGUGGAAGCAGUGAUGGAGGGGAGUCCCGCAGCCUCCAUACGAAGGUGGGCCGAAUGAAGAAGCUACUGGGGCUGAGGCCGAGUCACUCGGUGGACGCCCAUGUGGACAGGGAGCCUGGGGUAUGGCUGAUGAGCUUCCAGUUGUUGGAUUCUGAUGAACUGUGUGCGGACCCAGUGCAGGAAUGGGGGGAGGAAGAGGAGAACGGCGCUGUGUUUGGCAUCACGCUGCGCCGAGAGCCCGUCGUGCCAAGCGCAGAAAUGGCCAUGGCGGCAGACAGCCACGUCCACUACCGCACAGUAAAGCUGCGCAGGCUUAAAGCUGGUACCCUGGAGCACUUGGUCACCCAUCUUCUGGAUCCCGAGCAUCAAGAGCCUGACUACGUCCAUGUCUUCCUCUCCACCUACAGAGCCUUUACCUCUAUCAGUAACCUUAUUGAGCUGCUUUUUCAAAGCGACGACUCAAACGGCAUCUCCUUGCAAAGUGCAUUGCUCCCAGUAAUCAAGCUGUGGUUGGGGGAAUACAGUGCAGACUUCCACGAGCCCCCUCAAUAUCAGGCUCUCCGGCUCUUAUGUGCCAACUUGCGCCGGCGCCUCUGUUUUAGGCGCUUGGCUCAGACUGCAGAGAGUUUGCUGAAGUCGCACCAGGAACGAGAUCGCAGCCAGUUGAUGUCAGUGGAUGACAGGGGACUGCUCUGCAAGGAGGAAGAUACAGACGUGUUUGUGAACUUCGCUGUCACAGAUGUAGCAGAGCAGCUUACCAGAUUGGACAUGGAACUUUUUGUCCAAGUGUUGCCAUUCCACUGCCUGGGCUGUGUGUGGUCACAAAGAGACAAGAAGGAAAAUCACAAUCUGGCACCCACCGUCCGUGCCACCAUUUCCCAGUUCAAUGCAGUCACCAACCUCGUCAUCACUUCGCUGCUUUGCCCGUCUUCUCCGAGCCCCUCCACCUCGUCUCCCAUCUCAUCACCCAGCUCCUCCUUGAGCUUCCUCUACCCUUCGAGCGCUCAAUGCCCACCUCACUCCUCUCAAACCGGUCCUUCCUGCAGAGCAGGCAUCAUUGAGAGGUGGAUCAAUGUGGCACAGGCGUGCAGGCAGCUGAAGAAUUUGUCUUCCUUAUGGGCCAUCCUGUCCGCCCUGCAGUCCAACGCUGUGUAUCGCCUCAAGAAGACCUGGAUGGCUGUGAGCAAUGAAAGCAUGGCUACCUUUAAGCAUCUGUGCGAGACAUUUCCUGAUGAGAACUGUGUGCUGGCCAAUCGAGAGAUCCUGACAGAGAAGCAUAAAAGUGGUAUCGUACCUUACCUGGGCUCCUACCUGACUGUCCUUAUGAUGCUGGACACGGCUCUCCCUGACUCUGUGGAGGGUGGACUCAUCAACUUUGAGAAGCGCAGACGGGAGUUUGAGAUUCUCGAUCAGAUUCGUCAACUACAGGCUUCCUGUUCUCACUAUCAACUUCCUGUGAACUGUCGCAUCACAGACUGGCUGCAGGCGCACAAGCUCGUUCUCACUGAUCAGGAGAGUUAUGAACUGUCUCGUGAGCUGGAACCUCCCGUCGAUCCAUGUCCCACUUCUCCCAAUUUUCGGAGCAAUCGAUUGCUAACUAAGAAGCUCAUCUCGUCACAAGCAACCAGUGACCGUUCUCUGCGGAAGACUCACACCGACCAGAUGAGUGUGUCGUCUUCAAGCUCCAGCAGUUCAGACAUGGACGACCUCAGCAUCCCUCAUUCAUCCCCACACAGACUCAAACUCAAGUCACUGUCCAGCUCAAUGCACAACAUCACGGAGGACUACGCCUCCAUGUCUUCUUCGUCCUCCUCUUCUCCCAUCCUCUCCAGCUCCUCCUGCAGCUCCUCCCAUCCCGACCUGAGCUGCUCCUCUUUGGCGCUGAGGUCGGACUCCUCCUCGUCCCCCUGCUGCGUCUCCACGCAGUCUGUGCUUCCCGUUUACAACAAACAGCUUGCCGACUCGUGUAUCAUCAGAGUCAGCUUGGAGUGUGUAAACAACGGCAACGUCUAUAAAAGCAUUUUGCUGACCAGUCAGGAUCACACACCUCAGGUCAUUCAGAAGGCUCUGGACAAACACAACCUGGAGGAGACCUUCAGCUGUCAGGACUUUAUCCUCUGCCAGAUGCUCAACAAUGGAAAUGAGCUCCACUUCCCCGACAACGCCAACGUGUAUUACGCCAUGUGCACCACCUCCAACUACAACUUCGUCCUGCAUCAACGCUGGAGGAGCCACGGGAGACAGGCGGGCUCCUCCUCCAGUCCUGUUGUGCCACCCCGUGUCCGCCACGCUAAGUGACAAACGGCUGUCGAAGGAGAUUCCUAACUCACAGCAGCUUCGUUUGGCUCGGCAUGCGAGCCACCCGGACUCCUCCGAGCUGUGCUUAGAUGUCUUUCGUCAGUGCCUCGGCUGCAUUCAAACAUCAGGACUUCGGACCUGCUCCACCUCAGCAAGCUCCAGCCUCUCACAAAGCGUGUUUGGAGCUUUUGCACAAGUAGAUGUGGUCUCAAUGGGACUCGGCAAAUCGAAGCGAGCUGCUCACUGCAACCUGCGUUGAUUUGUGAACGGUCUGCAAGUCGUGCAAGUGCAUCGGACCACCGUCUUUACAAACAUUGACAUCUGAUUUUAGUGUUUAUUGUUUUGUUUUAGUGUUACUUUCAAUCAACUUAAGUAUUGAAUUGACCGUAUUCUGCUUUGCAGGAUUGUUUUGUUUAAUUUUGCGUGUGAACAUGAGCAGACUAGUACGACAUGAAGGAUGAACGCUAAUGUAUGCCGCUGUCAAGUGAAGGAGAUAAUGUGCUUUUGUAGUCGUGCUCUUGCUGCUUUUUUACAAUGUAUCUACAAUGGAAGACUGCUGAUUGAGUUGAGGUGAUGUUACGAGUACAAGAUGGCAUCCUUCAUCUGCGAUGACGUGAACGUGGUUAGCGUCAAGGAUGGUUCUUGUAUGUGAAAGAUGAAGUGUCCAAGUAAGUGAAAUGACAUGCCAGUCAUGUUAAAUCCUUGCGUUUCAAACUGUUGAAAUUGCCGACCCUUUUUGCAAUGAAUUUUGAAAUACUGCUAAAGUGUGUGCAGGUUUGUGCAGGAGUUUGUUUCACUGGCUUAAGCUUGAACAUGUUUUUUUAUUUUUCUUUCAGUUUUUCAUCUGACUGUUUGCAUACUUCUAUUUAAGCUUGUCUGCGUAUAUUAAUAUUUUAUUUCCUUUUUUAAAAUUUUUCCCCAAGCUCUUAAUAAUUUGAAAUACUGGCUAAUAAAGACAUUUUCGUGUUUAUUAUAA
This is a messenger RNA of Phycodurus eques (leafy seadragon), 3510 nucleotides long. It is a transcript of the gene rgl3a, whose product is annotated as ral guanine nucleotide dissociation stimulator-like 3a. The transcript is spliced from 17 exons. Gene Ontology annotation, biological process: Ras protein signal transduction; positive regulation of GTPase activity. Gene Ontology annotation, cellular component: plasma membrane. The record is from RefSeq and is a predicted model, not a curated record. NCBI's taxonomy places the organism in Eukaryota, Metazoa, Chordata, Actinopteri, Syngnathiformes, Syngnathidae. Gene Ontology annotation, molecular function: guanyl-nucleotide exchange factor activity. Bases 204 to 2534 code for a protein of 776 amino acids.